Symbiodinium sp. CCMP2592 is the source of this 786-nucleotide messenger RNA. The record is from the annotation of a GenBank genome assembly. NCBI's taxonomy places the organism in Eukaryota, Dinophyceae, Suessiales, Symbiodiniaceae.
AUGCGGGAGGAUGUCUUUCGUUUUGACACGACAGGCCCCAAAGGCUUGGGGCCGACCGAGUCCGAGUUCGCAAGACUCCGCAAGACUGCAAUUGCGAGGGCCUUCCGUCGCAAGGCGGGGCUGGUUUGCCAUGACGCACAGUUCGUGGCAUGUCCGGCCCAGGCAAACAUUGGUGGCUUCGCGCUUCCACUGUCCAAGCACGUUGGCCCUGAUGGCCAGGUCCACGCCUUCGAGCCUUUUCGGAACAUCUUUCAGGUGUUGACCGCAAAUUGCGCCAUCAAUGGCCUGCUCAGCUGCUUUACCUACCACAAUGCCUUAGGAAACGCAACCGAGCAGCGCCGCCGGCCAAUGCCUGGCCUUGGUGCAGUGGGCAAUCCGUCAAAGUCCUUCGUUGUGGACGAAAUCGCGUCAGAGCUGCUCGUCCACCACGAUAGCCUGGGGCGGAGCGAGACGGUCAGCGUAGUCCGUCUGGACGACAAGCUGAAACUGGACAGACUGGAUGUCAUGAAGAUCGAUGUCGAAAGCGGCGAGUAUGAUAUGCUGCUCGGAGCUGGUGCGACUAUCCGUGCUCACCAGCCCCUUAUCUACGUUGAGGAUUCAGAAUCCGACAAGCCGCCGCCGACUCGAGUGAUGCGACUCCUCUCAGAUUUGCACUCGUACUGGUGUGCUGACCCGAAGGAGUUCGGCCUUCAGUUAAUGACGUCCACGCUGUGUGUGCCACAACGGAUGGUUGGCGAGAUCCGGGACCGCAUCCGCAAGAUCCAAUGGACGGGCCCUCCGCGAUGA